Messenger RNA from Blepharisma stoltei, 2625 nucleotides. Lineage: Eukaryota; Ciliophora; Heterotrichea; Heterotrichida; Blepharismidae. The record is from the annotation of a GenBank genome assembly.
AUGGACACUCCUUUAACCGAGCUCCAAAGCAAUGUGAAAAAAGACCCAGACCUUUAUAAAGAAAUCGUCUUACAGCACAUUGAAGAAUACACACAACUAAUCACAAAUUUCCCUGAAAAUCCUUCAGGUCCAAAUGAGCGACUAGGAGAGCUCAUUUACUUUCUCUCACAAAUUUCCCCGUUUUUUGUGGUAGAACUCAAGCAUUUUCCAUCACAAAUUUUAACAAUUCUCGACAACUAUUACGUAGCUUUACACCAGGAAUUCAGAAAAACCUUGUUUUCCUCUCUAAUAAUCCUGCGUAAUCGUGAACAAAUUCCAGCCAUGAGCAUCUUGCCUCUAUGUUUUAAGCUUUUCCGCUGCCAAGACAAAGGUUUACGCCUCCAAGCCUUCAAUUUCCUUAUAUCAGAUAUCAAAAAAAUAAAUAAAUCCUCACAAAAUUACAAGCUAAAUAAGCAGCUUCAGGGAUUUAUUUUUGAUAUGAUAAAAGACUCAAACGUGACAGCUGCCAAAAAAUCGCUGCAUGUCGUGAUGACACUCUAUAAGAAAAGGGUAUGGAAAGACUCAAGGACUGUAAAUGUAAUAGCCAAUGCAUGCUUAUUGAAAGAGCCAAAACUUGUUCAGAUUGGCUGCACAUUUUUAUUCUUUUUUAAAAAAAUGGCAAAAAUUAAUAUUAUUUUUAAAAAUAUUUUAAUUUAUAUAGAAAAAUAUAGCAGCUGACACAGAUUCUUUUGAAACUGAUGACGAAGAAGAUGAAGAAGCUCCUGAAAAAACUAUUAUAGGAGCUAAAAAAUCCAAAGGAAAAAUCAAUAAAAGAGAACGUGAAAUUGCUAAUUAUGAACGCAAAGAACGUCGAAAAGAGCGAAAAAUCGAAAAUAAAGCUCCUGAUUUUUUAACAAUUGACCAAAUUAACAACCCUCAAGGCUUCGUAGAAGAAAUGUUUUUAAAUUUACAAAAAACCUUUUCCAAAGCAAAAUAUGACCUAAAAAUCGUAAUGCUCCAAGUAAUCGCAAGAAUUGUGGGAAGACAUAGACUGAUACUUUUAGAAUUGUACCCUUAUUUACAAAAAAUUUUGUCACCGAAGUCCAGGAGGAUUACACAUAUUUUAAUUGUGUGUGCCGAAGCGACACAUGAGCUGGUGCCUCCUUCAGAUUUGCAGCCUUUGGUGAAGAAGUUGAUUGACAAUUUUAUAGGCGAACAAUGUGCAGAAGAGACCUUAAUUUUAAGGGUUUUACAUAUUUAUAAUAAUUUUUUAUACAAAUUAAUGGAUUUUUAAUAUAAAAAAUUAUUUUAAUUUUAGGGCUAAAUACAUUGAGAGAAAUAUGUAAAAGACAGCCAUUAGUCGUUGAUGCUGAUGUACUGGAAUAUGUAGCUGGGUUUAAGAAUUAUAGAAAUAAAUCUGUUGUGGUGGCUGCUUGCUCUAUUAUUAGUUUAUAUAAAGAAAUCAAGCCUUCUUUAUUGAAAAAGAAAUUAAGAGGAAAUGGGGAAGAUCAGGUAGGAGAGUUUGGAGAAGUCAAAGUUUUUAAAAGAAUUCCUGGAAUAGAGCUAUUAGAAAGUCAAAAUGAUGGAAAAGGACUGAGCACUAAUCAGACGGUUUUUCUGAGGCAGCCAAUUGUGAAAUCAGAUAACUUGGAAAGGCUAGAAAAGGUGCUGGAGAAAAGGAAAGAGAAGGAAGAUCAAAAUGAGGAGAAAAAUAAUCAGGAAGAAGAGGAAGGAAGUGAAGAGGAAGGAAGUGAAGAGGAGGGAAGUGAAGAAGAAGGAAGUGAAGAGGAAGGAAGCGAAGAAGAGGAAAGUGAAGAAGAGGAAAGUGAAGAGGAAGGAAAUGAAGAGGAAAGAAGUGAAGAAGAAAUUGAAGAAGAGGAAAGCCAAGAAGAGGAAAAUGAAGAAGAGGAUAGUGAAGAAGAAGAGGAAGGUGAUGAGGAUUCUAAAAAUGAAAGAGACAGCGAAGAAAUAGAAGAAGAAAAUUCCAACUCUGAGCUUACUGAAAGUGAGAACUCAGGACAAGAAUCCAUGUCAAACGAAGAAGAUAUUAGCCCUCCUGAAGAAAACACCCUUUUGCAAGGAGCUCAAUAUCUUCCACAAUCUAAUCCACAGCUUCCAAUUGAAUGUGACCGUAUUUUGACUCAAAAAGAUUUCAAUCGCAUAAAGCAGCUUCAAAGAGAAGCCGAAGCCAGACGAAAGCAUGAGCAAUUCGUUGACGACUCAGAAUCUGAUAGCAACCCUCACGAUUUCCUUGAAGACAGCGAUCUUGAGACAGGCCAAGUCUCAAAACAAGAAAAGCGCAAAGCUACAAUUGAGGAAAAACUCAAAAGAAAAUAUGAGCGAAAAAAGAAAACUGGAGGAAAAACCCAUAGAGAGCAUAAGAAAAACAAGCCAGCUUUGAUGGUAAUGAAGAAGAAACAGUCAGGAAUUAAAGAACAGCUGCAGCAGGUUAGAAAGAAAAUAAGAAGAAGCAAGCAGCAGCUUGGAAAAAUUCGGUUUAUAUAUAUUUGCAAGGAAAAUGAUUUUUCUGCUAUUUUUAUGGCAAUUUUGGGAUAUUUUUUAAAAAACAAAUUAUUCCUAUGAAAAAAAGUAUUUAUCAGAAAAUUCAGUAAGAGAUUUAGUCAGACAAAGAAAAAAGCAGCUUAA